AGACCAUCAACCCAUCCAUCAUCAUCUCAAGUUUCCCCGUCCCAGUUCAGGUCCUCACUCGCCUCUCUCAUCCGUGCCCAUUAUUGACUUUCAGACUGCCCCAGCCGAUGGCAGACACCAUCGUCGCCGACGGUAACAGGCGCCCGCCAUGACGUCACGGGAACACAAGCCGCGGUGCCAGUUGGCGCAUUCCAGCCAGCCAGCGCCGCCAUUGAUGCUCUCCAUCAUCAUGCUUUCCAUUGCCAUACUGUGACGUCAGUUUCAUCGCCAUGAACCUAUCCAUCGGCAUCCCGACCGCUAUCGCGCAGUCAUUCUCCUCCUCCCCGCAGACCUUUGAUAGCACCCCCAGUCGGUCUUCCUUAGUGCAGCUAGGCCUAAGGUGACACGUUCGGCACAAUGGUAUCCUUCAAGUUUAGAAGAGGCAACGAUGGCGACAGAGACAGCGAACAGAGGGAGCGCAAUGAGGAGCGACGACCCGAGGAGGCAGAUGAGCGUACCCGACUCCUGCCGCGUGAACCCCCUGCCUAUCUGAGCCCAGAUGAUCCAGCCGUCUCUCCCUACAACCUCUGGGGCAUCCGAGCCCUGCGGGCUCUCUCCUCCAUCUUCCUCGCCCUCAGCUUCAUCUGGUGGACCUUCCUCCUCGUCUCCCUCUUCGUGAGCCCGCCGAUGAUGCAUUCACGCGGGUCCGGCUUCUUUAGCUUCGCCUACACCACUCUGACGACCGGAUACCUCCUCCUGGGGCUCCUCUUCUUCGCCGUCCCAUCCAAGCCCAUGACAGUGUCUGGCUUUGUCAUUGCAGUCUUCCUCUGCGUCGAUAUGAUUCUCACCCUGGCCGUUCCUCGUCUUCGUGUCGAAGAAGGUUGGGUCGGAAUUGCAUCUGUGGUCUGGGCAACCUUCAUAUCCUUGUACACCAUCCUCCAGAGCCACUCCGUCGCAUGGGGUAAGCGAGAGGAAGAGGAACGCCUGACGGGUCGUCCGGAAACCCGUCGACCCCUCCGCGAAUGGGUCGCCGUCCUCAUCCAGACUAUCUUCCUGGUCAUCUUCGCUAUCAUUGUCAUCCUGUUUACCGCAACACUCAUACUCCGCGCCCGUGACGCCUCUCUCCCAGCCCCAGGCAAGAAAUUCCUCGUCAAUGGCGACAGCUACCAAGUCCACCUCGCCUGCGUCGGCAACAACACCCACAACCUCCACGGGAGCACCCCCACGGUCCUCAUUGAAGGCGGAGAGGGGCCCGUCGAACACACUCUCCAGCCCUUCAUCGACGACGCAUAUCAAUCCGGCCUCAUCCCCCGCUACUGCUACUGGGACCGUCCUGGCUUCGGCUGGUCCGACAACGCCCCGUCACCUUUCUCCGCUGGCAUGGGGGCAGAUGCCCUCUCCGAGGCACUCGCUCUAUCUGGCGAAGAAGGUCCCUGGGUCCUAGUGUCCUCCGGUAUUGGCGGCCUCUACAGCCGCAUCUUCGCCAGCCGUCACACCCUCGAAAUCUCCGGAAUCCUUCUCAUCGACUCCCUCCACGAAGAUUACCUCACCAAUAUCGGCUCCUCAGGCCGCGGCUUUGCCCUCUGGCUUCGCGGCGUUUUCUCCCCAUUAGGCCUGGACCGUCUUGCUGGCGCGAUCUUCAAGGGCCGCACGCGCGAAGACCGCGUCUAUGGGCGCAGCUCCUACCAAACGGGCAAAAUCAUCAAGGCCAAGCUGCAGGAGAAUCUAGUAGCAGAGUCGAUGACCUCAUCGGAAGUCCAGACCGCCCGGCACGUUCAGAUGCCCGAUACGCCGCUCGUGGUGGUUAGCUCGGGGGUUGAGGUCCGCAAGAGCCAGACGUGGGCAAAGAGACAGGAGGAUCUGACCAAGAUCACGAAGAACCUCAAGGACUGGGACAUUGUCAAUGGCGCACCGCAUGAAGUUUGGCGGCAUGCGGAGGGGAGAAGAGUCAUUGAGAAGAGGCUAACUGAGUUGAUCGGGAAGGAGUAGUCACUCCUCUCCCUCCAUUCCUUUGCCUAUCUAUGUCUAUUUAAUCGUUUGGUCUUGUUUUCUUCUUCUCGUCCCCUUUCGAGAUUUUCAUAUCUCGUUUCCUACCAUGUUCAGCCCCCGUCUUAGGAUCGACCAGCCUACGUGCAUGAAAUUGACAAUACAUGGCAUAAGCCUAGUGUAUGAUAAUGUUCAGCUUGAUCAUUUAUUUACUCCCUUUUUUUUUACGUCACACGUGUACUAGCCACGACCUACGGUCUCGCACACAGCUCAAGGCAUUCCGAAGCGCAUUUUCUUACUAAAGCACACAACUCUCUCUAAAUU
Molecule: messenger RNA, 2289 nt
Organism: Aspergillus ibericus CBS 121593
Lineage: Eukaryota; Fungi; Ascomycota; Eurotiomycetes; Eurotiales; Aspergillaceae
Exons: 2
Coding region: 397-1968 (523 amino acids)
Source: RefSeq, a predicted model, not a curated record